ACUAAGCAUUGGAGUGAAAGAUUUUAAAAUGUCCCACAAAUCUUGCGUGGAACUGAGCGAAAUCCGAAAAUUGGAUAAAAUAGUGCAGCAAUGCGAGCUGUACAUGUCCAACAAUAAUAUUAACGAUACUGCUAAAAAGCCGCCUGUAAAGGAAUUUAAACGCAAUUGCCUUGCAAAAUCCAAUAAAUUUGUGGAGAGGGAACUCUUUUCGCUUAUGUGCAACCUAAAUAAGAUUGAAAAGAAGCAGGUUUUUGUUUCAGAUAUCCUGAUAAACGCCAGUAUGUUCGACGACAAGAAGGAGAGUCUGUCGAGAUUUCCGAAAAAUGUUCCAGACCAUAGCACUCUGGUCUAUCACAAAUUCCUGCGGACUAGACCUACUAGUGAUGACGAAACACUUGAGCUAAAAACCAGGUCAAGAGCUAAGGAGAAACAUGGCUCGAAGUUCACAGGAGAUUGCUUCUUUUCGCCUGUACUAUUCAAAAUCAACAAUAAAAGGGAAUGCUUAAAGAAAAUAAAAGUCAUCAAGGGAGAGAAUCAAUUCGAACAGAAUAAUAUCUCAAACGAACUUAAAACUAGCCAACCCAAAAAGCACUCUAGCAUCAAAAUGUCCAAAAAAUGCAUCAAAUGUGAUAAAAAGAAGUUAUACAUUAAAAACUAUCAGACAAUGGCUAGACGGCCAGAGUGUGAUUUGCUUUGCUCGUAUGACCCAGCGCGUAAAAAUAACAACGAUGUUUUCCAAACCCAUAAGGGUAAUUCCUACGAAUGCAUGUUUAAGAACCCAAAAUACAAUCAAACUGAUAAAACUAGCGACAAUUUGUUGGGUAGUUCAUACGACGAUAUGUUGGACAAAGAAGCUCUUCUCGGAUCGAAGAGUGAACCGAAGAUGCAAGAUCCCAACGAUAUGAUUAUUUCUCUGGGGGGAAACAUAAUGCUUGAUCAAAAGUUACAGAACAACUACUAUCACAAAUGGACUCUAUUACACUAUUCGCCGUUCAAAGCUGUUUGGGACUGGGUGAUAUUAAUCCUAGUGAUGUAUACGGCGAUUUUUACUCCAUAUGUGGCGGCGUUUUUGCUUGGCGAACAGGAUUACCAAAGAAGAAACAAUAAGUACAUAAACUCUGACCCAAUUGUUAUCAUCGAUUUGAUUGUGGAUGUAACCUUCAUUGUGGAUAUUAUAAUAAACUUUCGAACUACUUUUGUCAACGCACAGGAUGAAGUGGUAUCUCAUCCAGGACGAAUAGCAGUUCACUAUUUAAGCGGUUGGUUUUUAAUUGAUCUUGUGGCAGCAGUGCCAUUCGAUUUGCUUUUAGUUGGCAGUGAUACCGAUGAGACGACUACUUUAAUAGGACUUUUGAAAACAGCUCGGCUCUUAAGGUUGGUUCGUGUGGCCAGAAAAAUAGAUCGUUAUUCGGAGUAUGGAGCUGCAGUUCUUAUUUUAUUGAUGGCUACCUUUAUUUUGAUUGCCCAUUGGUUGGCUUGCAUAUGGUAUGCGAUUGGAAAUGCCGAAAAGUCUAUAGCGGCGAAAAACAUCGGUUGGCUCAAUUCGUUGGCCUAUGAUAUUCAAGAGCCCUAUUUCGACAACCGAACUGGUGGGCCCUCUAUAAAGUCACGCUAUAUCACAGCUUUAUAUUUUACAUUUACGUCGCUCACAUCCGUCGGCUUUGGAAAUGUGGCACCGAAUACCGAUGCUGAAAAAGCGUUUACUAUUUGCGUAAUGCUCGUUGGAUCUCUUAUGUAUGCAAGCAUUUUUGGAAAUGUUUCUGCGAUCAUACAAAGACUUUACUCGGGAACUGCAAGAUAUCAUACUCAAAUGUUACGCGUUCGGGAGUUCAUUCGAUUCCACCAGAUACCAAAUCCACUCAGGCAAAGACUGGAGGAAUAUUUUCAACAUGCUUGGACCUAUACGAACGGAAUCGAUAUGAAUUCCUUGCUUAAAGGUUUUCCCGAGUGCCUUCAAGCAGACAUUUGCCUGCAUUUGAACAGAAAGUUAUUGACAACUUGCGCAGCUUUUUCGGAGGCCAGUCCGGGGUGCCUAAGAGCUUUCUCCCUUAAAUUUAAAACUACCCAUGCGCCACCUGGUGAUAUCUUGGUCCAUAAAGGAGAUGUCCUCACCUCUUUGUUUUUUAUAGCUAGGGGAUCCAUAGAAAUUCAAAAAGCAGGCAAUAUGAUUAUCGUCCUGGGCAAGAACGAUAUAUUCGGCGAAAAUCCCUGCAUAUAUCCAACGCUUGGCAAAUCAAACGGAGUGGUUAGAGCUUUGACCUAUUGCGAUAUACAUAAGCUGCAUAGAGAUGACUUGCUGGACGUUCUGGACGCUUAUCCAGAGUUUCUCGAGAGCUUCGUCAACAACUUGGUUAUCACCUACAAUAUGAGAGAUGAUGACCAUUCUGGUGUCGAUAUUAGGCAACGCUACUUAAGAGCAAAUACCUCCAAUAAAAUGAGAAGCUCUCCUGAUAUACCCUCAAUAAGAAUUGUUGGGCUGCGUUAUAAAAAGCAAAAUGUUAACACUUCUGUGCAUAAAGUUAAGAAUGAUAACUCCCGUGACCUUAAUAUUUUUAUAGAAAACGAAAUCGCAAACUAUCAUUUAGAUUUGUUUGAAAAUAAUAACUAACCACAAUUAGCACAAUUUUAAUAAAAACAAUACAAUUGCUUUUGCAGAA
Messenger RNA from Drosophila gunungcola (fruit fly), 2657 nucleotides. RefSeq names its product potassium voltage-gated channel unc-103 (gene sei). Gene Ontology annotation, biological process: membrane repolarization during action potential; potassium ion transmembrane transport. Gene Ontology annotation, molecular function: inward rectifier potassium channel activity. Gene Ontology annotation, cellular component: membrane. The record is from RefSeq and is a predicted model, not a curated record. NCBI's taxonomy places the organism in Eukaryota, Metazoa, Arthropoda, Insecta, Diptera, Drosophilidae.